Nerophis ophidion (straightnose pipefish) is the source of this 2132-nucleotide messenger RNA. It is a transcript of the gene cldn15la, whose product is annotated as claudin 15-like a. Lineage: Eukaryota; Metazoa; Chordata; Actinopteri; Syngnathiformes; Syngnathidae. Gene Ontology annotation, cellular component: plasma membrane; bicellular tight junction. Bases 121 to 783 code for a protein of 220 amino acids. The record is from RefSeq and is a predicted model, not a curated record. Gene Ontology annotation, biological process: bicellular tight junction assembly; cell adhesion. The transcript has 5 exons. Gene Ontology annotation, molecular function: structural molecule activity.
CGUCAGAGGACAAAGUCUUCCUCUACCAACAGACGGCAACCGCAUUCACUGCAGUUUGCCUUCAGUAGAGUUCCUCGAGUCUUUCGUCUCUUCUUGACUCGCCCGAGUUUGGUUAAAAUCAUGUCGACCGCCAUAGAGUCCACCGGCUUCGUCAUGUGCAUCAUCAGCUGGCUGGUUACCGGGGCGUCGCUGGCCAACGACUACUGGAAGAUCUCCACCGUGUCGGGCAGCGUCAUCAUCUCCCAGAGGCAGUUUGAGAACCUGUGGCAUUCGUGCGCUGAGAACAGCGCUGGCAUCGCAGAGUGUCGAGACUUCGAGUCGCUGCUCUCUCUGCCUGGGCAUGUGCAGGCGUGUCGGGCGCUGAUGAUUGUGUCCUUACUGAUGGGCCUGGCAUCCAUGAUUGUCUCCCUGCUGGGACUCAAGUGCAUCAGGAUUGGGUCAACCAGCGACGCCUCAAAGGCCAAGAUUGCAGGCACUGGAGGCAUCCUGAGCAUUCUUGCUGGCUUUUGCUGCAUGGUCGCGUGCUCCUGGUACGCAAGCAGGGUGGUGGAGGACUUCUACAACCCGCUAUUCGCCGGCGUCAAGUUUGAAAUGGGCGUGGGACUCUACCUGGGAUGGGGAGGCUCCUGUUUGGCCAUACUAGGAGGCGGCAUGCUUUGCUGCGCCUUCAAGAGAGCGUCGGCUGGCAAGAAGAAAAGCGGUAUCUAUGGAAACAGUCCACCACAGAAGGUGUACAAGCCUACAGCAAAGUCAGAGGCAGAGUCGGCCAGAGCUUACGUCUGAAAACCCACGUACACACAGACACACACACGCACACACAGACACACACGCACUCACACACACACACAAACACACACUCACAGACUCUUCUAUUUGUUACCUUCUUGAGACCUCCAAAAAAUGCCUACCUCUUUAGGACCACCCUGUCCAGAUAUAUAAAGAUUUGUAUUGACAACAGUAAUAAUAUAUACAUACUAUGCAAAUAUAAAAAAGCCUGUUUUGAAAAUUUAGUUUGAAUUUCACAAGAAAAACGUAGAAUUUUGGCAGUAUUUUAACAAAAGUCUUAAUGUUACUCAACGCAAGUCAAAAUUUUACAACAAAAAACUGGACAUUUGCGCAAUAUGAUGAUAAAAAAUUGGAAUUUUACUCAAUUACCGUCGCAAUUUUGCAAGAAAAGCUUAACGUUUUGGCAAUUUUAUGCAAAGAUUUGUAAAUUUACUUGAAAAAAGUCACAAUUCGAUUAGAAAACUUUAACAUUUCGGGCGAUAUUAUUAUAACAAUCGGAAUUUUACUUGGCAAAAUGUUCUCCCAAAAACGUCAAUAUUUUACAUGAACAACAAAAAACUUGGCAAUAUUGCGAUAAAAGUCAGAAUUUUGUAUGACAAAUGUCACCAUUUUGCAUUAGAAAGUAAUACUUUUACAUAAAAAAGUAAUACUUUUACGAGAAAAUAUUGUAAUAUUACAGAAGCAGAAAGAAUAUAAGAAAUGGUUCCUAAUUUUAUAAAAAGGAAGUCGACACACUGUGAGAAAAAGACUGCUUUUAGUUAAUUUUUGUUUUUGUUUUGUUUGUUUGUAAUUGGUUUUUAAUCUCCAUUAUUUACCUCAAGUUAUUACAAUAUGUGUCAAGUUAUUACAAUAUGUGUCUGUCUACAUGUUUAUUUUAUGUUUUUAAAUACAUUUCUUACACACUUGUGAUUACAUAUGUUGGCCAGAGGGGGAGCACUCAAAAUUUUUAAACACACUUGUUAUUCCAUAUGUUAACCCGAGGGGGAGCACUUUUAAAACCAACACAGUCAAUUUGAAAAAUCCCUCCUUUUUGGGACCACCCUCAUUUUGAUAGAUUUCACCACCAGGGGUGCAAAUGAGACAUUCUCUAAUGGAUGCAAUAGUUUUCUGUAUUGAGACCAUAAUAUCGGUCUUAACUUUUUCACCGGUCCUCAUAUGGAAGGUACUCUCUGUUGAUGUCUCAAGAAGAUUAGAAAUACAAGAACACACACUCACACACGCGCGCACUCUGCCGUGGAAUGUGAAUUUAUGGUUGAAUAGUUUGUAAGACUCUGUAUUUUCUGAAAAGUCAUUUUUUAUGUCAACUUAAUCAUGUUUGUAUGACGAGAAUAAAUGAAGUGUUGUCA